AUGGUGUCCAAGAAGGCGAACAAGUCUUCGCCCGCCAAAAAUGUCAAAGGCAAGGGCAAGAAGGCCGACAGCACUCCGAUGCCCCCUACCCUGUUAAUCGCCUCGAUCGCCGCUUUCCUUUCCAAAUCCGGCUUCACCAGCACCAGUGAAGCGUUUACAAAGGAAUUGACCGCGAAAUCUUUGAACAAAGCCGUGACCGAAGCGAAGAAUGUGCCCUCGUUGCUCGGUAUCUACAAAUGGGACGGCUCGAGCAGCAGUAAGGACGAGAGCGACAGCAGCGAUGACGACAGUAGCUCCAGCGACUCUGACGUCUCGAUGAAGUCUGCUAGCUCGUCUUCGUCUUCGUCUUCAUCCUCAUCCUCGUCCUCGUCCUCGUCCUCGUCCUCCUCGUCGUCUUCUUCCAGCUCUGAUAGCGAUGCUGAUGAUGAAGAUGAGGAGGAUGAGUCUGAACCCGCUCCCGCUCCCAAAAGCCAGUCCCAAGGAGUGAAGCGCAAGGCGGAUUCCAGCUCCUCAUCUUCCGACUCGGACUCCGACGAGCCUCCCAAGACUAAGAAGACCAAGACGGAAGCCUCAACCUCAUCCGACUCUUCCUCAGAAUCGUCCUCUUCGGACUCGGAAUCUUCUUCGGCUUCUUCCUCCUCGUCGGAUUCCUCUUCGUCGGAUUCUGAAUCCUCCAGCGACUCAUCAUCAUCCUCGUCCACCUCCGACUCCGACUCGUCCAGUUCUGAUUCCGAAUCAGAAGACGACAAGGCCGCCAAAAAAGCCGAUAAGAAAGCCCUGAAGGCCGCGACCAAGACGCCUCUGCCCCCUUCCGACUCCAGCUCCAGCGGCUCGAGUGACUCCUCGUCGGAUGACGACUCCGGCGACGGAAAGAAGAAAUCCGACAAGUCGUCGGCCUCUAGCGAUUCUAGCAACAGCAGCGGAACCCUGCAGAACUCCGGAUCGGACGUCCCGAAGAACAGCAGCAGCGCUCAGCAGACCAGCUCCUCCAGCGCGAGCCCGGCCCCCGGCAACGGAAACAAGAAGAGACACACCGGCGCCCGCCCGACCCCCCUCGCUGUCCUGAGCGAGCAGCCUCAUGACCACCCAUCGAACGAUUACGUGCCCUACGCCUAUGCCGAGAAGGCCUGGAAGGAUCUGUCCGUCACCCGCGGCAAGGGCUUCACCAAGGAGAAGAACAAGAAGAAGCGUGGUUCUUACCGUGGCGGUCCCAUUGAUAUCUCCGGCGGCAAGUCCUUCAAGUUUGAGGAUUGA
This is a messenger RNA of Aspergillus terreus NIH2624, 1254 nucleotides long. RefSeq names its product nucleolar and coiled-body phosphoprotein 1 family protein. The transcript has 2 exons. Lineage: Eukaryota; Fungi; Ascomycota; Eurotiomycetes; Eurotiales; Aspergillaceae. Bases 1 to 1254 code for a protein of 417 amino acids. The record is from RefSeq and is a predicted model, not a curated record.